Molecule: messenger RNA, 1867 nt
Organism: Drosophila willistoni
Lineage: Eukaryota; Metazoa; Arthropoda; Insecta; Diptera; Drosophilidae
Product: solute carrier family 25 member 46
Exons: 5
Coding region: 394-1809 (471 amino acids)
Biological process (GO): mitochondrial fission; mitochondrial membrane fission
Cellular component (GO): mitochondrial outer membrane
Source: RefSeq, a predicted model, not a curated record
UUUCACAUGAAUUUAGCAAUGAAAUUUAUAAAUCAGUUCACUUGGAAUUUAUUGUUGAAUUUAUUUGUCGAUUGGCCCUUACAUCACUACCGGUUAUCGGACUUUUUUUGCAUAGCCUACUUUCGAUUAUUCUGGGUAAUACAAACACAAACGCACGGCACUCAAAUACAUAUACAUGGAAAUUCACAUGGGCACAUGUAUAAGUUGAAAACAAUUUGUUUUGAUUUAUUUUUUACAAAUAUUUUACACCUGUCGGCCGGGCAACACGUCUAUAGGCAUACAGAGAGCGAAAGACAGCGCUUUACUUAAGCCGCAUCUCAAGUACACAGAAUCGCAAACGAAGGCACCACUCACACAUCUAUAGAUCCUUACACACAGACAAACCACCAGAUUAUGGCUGGCAUAAACAAUUACUCCAAUUUGAUAUAUGCCGCCAACCGGGGGCAAUACGACGAACAAGGAGAUCGGGAGAACCAACAUCCACAUAAACAGAGGCCCCCGCCCCUGACAAUUAUCAGCGGCCCCAGCAUGCACAUGGGCAGCAGUCUCGAUGAUCGGGAAAAAUCCAUUGUGGAUAACAUAAAUGCGGAUCAGGAUGCAAUCACAAAGCUGAAAUAUGUCAAUUCGGAUCGAGAUCUGUCGUUGCCAUUGGAGAAGCAUAAGAUGCUCGACAAAUACCUAGAUAGCCAAGAGGAUGAUGUAUCGAUACGCAAAUAUCUUGUAUUUGGUGUUCAAUGGGUAUCACUAGUCACGGAAAAUCUACUCAGUCAUCCAUUUAUUGUGCUACGUCGCCAAUGCCAGGUCUAUAAUGCAUCGCAGCGAUAUCAUUUGCAUCCGAUAUCGCUCCUACCAACCAUUGUGCAUCUGCAUAGACGCCAGGGUGUGACCACUCUGUGGAAAGGUCUGGGUAGCUGUUUAUUAGUCAGAGGAAUGACGUUGGCCGUUGACGAUGUGAUAUCAAAGGUUACCAGUUGGCCAAAAGAUGUAGAUAGUAGAACAAGCUUAAAACGCUUUGGUCAGCAUAUCUUACUUAAAUGCAUUAGCAUUGGACUCGUUGUGCCCUUUUAUGCCGCUUCCCUGGUAGAGACUGUUCAAAGUGAUAUUGCCAGCGAAAAGCCGGGCCUGUUCGAUGUGUUCCGCGAGGGCAGUCUGCGGCUAUUCUAUUGGAGUUCACCGCAAAAGGGACGCAUGCUACCAGCUUGGGCCUUGAUUGGUCCGAGCGUAUCGUUAGGAAUCACCAAAUAUCUGUUCAGUCUGGUCAUUCGCGGCGUCUCAUCGCGCAUUAUGCGACGCCGUCUGACCCUUAUGCAAGAGAGACGCGGGGCCAAAUAUCGCGAUGAUACAUUGGAGCAUCAAAACGCCGAAAUCUAUGCCAAUUUGAUUGCCAUGCUGACCACCGAGGUCAUAUUCUUCCCGUUUGAGACUAUUUUGCAUCGCCUGCAGCUUCAAGGCACGCGAACGAUUAUUGACAAUCUGGACAAUGGUUAUGCAGUGGUUCCCAUACUAACCAACUAUCAAGGUGCUGUCGACUGCUAUCGCACCACCAUCCUAACAGAAGGUUUUGGCGGCCUCUACAAAGGAUUUGGAGCCAUGAUCCUGCAGUUUGCCGCCCAUGUGGCUGUCAUUAAGCUAACCAAGUGGAUUGUUGGCCAAAUCACAGAGGUCAUCUCGAAUCGUCCGCCACCAGGCAUUGUUCAAUACUAUAAUCUGGAUCGUGGUGCUGGUAACUCAAACUCAACGACCAUAUCUCCGAGUAUUUCCAGCACCGAGUUAGAUGUCCACAGUGUGGGGCAGAACUCGCUCGAUUAAUAAGGGGGAAAACAGUUGUUGUUAUUGUUGGUUUUCCUAGAUUCUUUUAUUUUUUUCC